AUGCAUUUUCUGGAUCCCAAACGCAGGCCUUGUGUGCUGACGGAAGGAAGAAUGGUUGAUGUAGACGAUGAUAAGAGGACAUCUUGCAACAGAAAUGAAUUCCAUCCAUCGUUUGGAUAUCCUGGAUCUCGUUUUGUAUUUUACCCGAAGUGCUUGAAUUUGAUGAAGGGCAACACAGAGUCACCCCCUGCUAUCCCUAUCAUGGUGCCUGACACCAACAUUUACAUGUUGUUUGCGCAUAGACAGUGGCGAGCGGGCAUGUUACUUGCAGACGCUAUCUAUACAAAAUGCGUGGAUCUUUCAGACAAGUGUGUGUUGGAGCUCGGGGCCGGGACAGGACUUCCAAGCUUAACGGCAGCAUUAAGCUCAGCGCCACUAAAAGUCGUUGUCACAGACUAUGAUGAUGAUGCGAUUGUAGGUGCACUACGUUCAAAUGUCAAAUUUACUAGAGAUGCCAAUCCCAACAGGAGAAUGGCGCCUAUUGUUGCAGCGGGUCACUCUUGGGGCCAUGCCAUGGAUGAUGUAUUAGACUUGUUACCACCAAACCAUACGCACUUUGAUGUGAUCUUACUCGCUGACUGUGUUUGGGAGCGCUUUUCACAUGACAUUUUGUUACGCUCUAUCAAGAAUCUGCUUUCGAAGUCACAGGACGCGCGGAUCUAUAUGGUAGCGGGACUCCAUACUGGACGGCGCGUGCUUAUUCAAUUCUUCCGGCUUGCUAUCGCCGCAGGAUUCGUUCUAGUGCCUCUACCUAACCAAGACAUGUGGCCAAGUUGCACGAACGAAAAACAAAGCACAUCACUGGAAGGUAGUGAACACGUCCUGGAACUCGAAGUAGGUGGGACGUGGGACGAGAACCAAUCACCAAGUCUCACAGGUGGUCGGCGACCGUUUUUGCUCCAUCGGGGUAAUGAGGGAGAAGAUGAUGAGCCGAUAUAUGAGCGUAAUCAUUGGCUGACGGUGUCAUGCCUAGCAUGGUCUCGCUAG
Molecule: messenger RNA, 987 nt
Organism: Malassezia globosa CBS 7966
Lineage: Eukaryota; Fungi; Basidiomycota; Malasseziomycetes; Malasseziales; Malasseziaceae
Exons: 1
Coding region: 1-987 (328 amino acids)
Biological process (GO): peptidyl-lysine methylation
Cellular component (GO): cytoplasm
Molecular function (GO): protein-lysine N-methyltransferase activity
Source: RefSeq, a predicted model, not a curated record